Molecule: messenger RNA, 504 nt
Organism: Ilex paraguariensis (yerba mate)
Lineage: Eukaryota; Viridiplantae; Streptophyta; Magnoliopsida; Aquifoliales; Aquifoliaceae
Source: the annotation of a GenBank genome assembly
AUGGAUUCUGCCCAGAAUUUGUGCAAAAUUCCUCCUAAGCCGCCUGAUGAUUCUCGGGUUCCCAUUUCAACCCCAACAAAUUCUUUGAAUUUCCCUCCCAAACCGCCAAACAUAGCCAAAAACUUCGCUUCUCUGUUCAAGAAACCCACAAACAGGGAAAUCUUUCUCCCUUCCCCGUCUGCUUCAGCUAUUAUUCCACCCUCCUCUGUGAAUCCGGAGAAGGGGCAACAAUCUAAACAGAAUCCAGAAAAAGGAAAUAACAUUGCAGCAUUGAAUGAGGAGAAUGAAUUGGUGGAUGGGCUUAAUGGAAUAGACCAAAAUCUGUCUACCCAAGUAAACCUUGGUGACUGUGUUCAACAACAAAUUGGAGAGGAUAUGGCUAAGAGUCAACAAACAGGAGAUGCCCCAACUUCUAUGGAGAGGGAAACUCAGCAUAGGGUGGGAUUGCAGAAUGAUGGUAUGGGGGUGAGCAAGGUGUUGGAAAAAAUAGGGUCCAGCCCUUAG